Molecule: messenger RNA, 204 nt
Organism: Menidia menidia (Atlantic silverside)
Lineage: Eukaryota; Metazoa; Chordata; Actinopteri; Atheriniformes; Atherinopsidae
Source: the annotation of a GenBank genome assembly
AUGCCGGGCCUGGGCUUCGACCUGUUUGGGAGACGUCUGGGACGGGGAAAGGGCUUCUACGACUCCUACCUGGAGCGCUGCAGCAGGCACCCCAGAGGGAAGCCCUACACCAUCGCCCUGGCCUUCAAAGAGCAGCUGUGCCAAGAAAUCCCUGUCGACGACAACGACAUGCUCAUAGACGAAGUCCUGUACGAGGAUAAUUAG